Messenger RNA from Ictalurus furcatus (blue catfish), 5124 nucleotides. It is a transcript of the gene rpgrb, whose product is annotated as retinitis pigmentosa GTPase regulator b. The record is from RefSeq and is a predicted model, not a curated record. Bases 66 to 4787 code for a protein of 1573 amino acids. The transcript is spliced from 14 exons. NCBI's taxonomy places the organism in Eukaryota, Metazoa, Chordata, Actinopteri, Siluriformes, Ictaluridae.
GGCUUUUGUGAACCGGAAGUGAAUUUUAAUUUGCGCAACAGUGUAAUAAGCUGAUUACUGUAGAGAUGGCUGGAGACACAGAGGAUGAGAUACCUGAAACGGGAGCUGUGUUCACUUUUGGCAAGAGUAAAUUUGCAGACAAUGUUCCCAGCAAGUUCUGGUUGAAGAACGACGUCCCUUUAAAGCUAGCAUGUGGAGAUGAACACACUGCACUAAUUACAGCGAUUGGAAAGUUGUUCAUGUUUGGCAGUAAUAACUGGGGACAGCUCGGCCUGGGUGAAAAGAUCAGUGUGAAUAAACCUACUUGUGUUAAAGCCUUGAAAUCUGAAAAAGUCCAGCUCGUCGCGUGUGGAAGAACUCAUACGCUUGUUUACACGUCAUGCGGUAACCUGUACGCAGCAGGUGGGAAUAACGAAGGCCAGCUCGGUCUUGGAGACUUUGUGGAAAGAACGUCGUUCCAGCUGGUGGAGUUCUUCACCAAACGCGGACCAAUCAAGAUGCUCGCAGCUGGUUCCAACACGUCGGCUGCGAUCCUGCAAGACGGGAAGCUGUAUGUGUGGGGUGAUAACUCGGAAGGGCAGAUCGGUUUGGGAAAGGAGGAAGGGACUCCCACGCCACGUGAACUUUAUGUAGGGAGACGGGUGACGUGGAUUUCCUGUGGUUACUAUCACUCUGCUUUCGUAACAGAGGAUGGGGCGUUAUUCACCUUUGGAGAGAGAGACAGUGGGAAGCUGGGACUGUCCACAACACGGGUGCUCAAUCACAGAGUGCCUCAGCAAGUAGAGGGCAUCUGUGAGCGUGUGCUGCAGGUGGCGUGCGGUGGAGGCCACACGCUGGCGCUCACAGAGAAACACCUGUAUUCCUUUGGCCUGGGACAGUUCGGCCAGCUGGGUCAUGGCACCUUCGUCUUUGAGUCCAGUUUGCCGAGAGUGGUGGAACAUUUCCGCAAGGGAAGAGUAAAGCACAUAGCGUGCGGAGAAAAUCACAGUGCCGUUCUCACAGAGAGCGGACUUCUCUACACGUUUGGCGAUGGCCGUCACGGGAAAUUGGCUCUAGGAGAGGAGUACUUUGCCAACCAGUUCAAACCAACAUUGUGUCCACGAUUCCUCAAAUAUAAUGUGCAGGAUGUUACUUGUGGUGGGUGUCACAUGCUAGUGUUGGCUAAACCUCGGCUCAGAAGGUCUGAAGAUAUGAUCGUAGAGGACGAUGAUGUGACCGAAGACCAUCUGGAGAAGUUGCUCAGGGAGGCGGAGUCUCGAUGCGGUCUGAACAGAAGUCUCUCAGCCCGGGAGAGACGCAGGGAGAGGCAGCGCUCUCCAGAGCAGUUUGGGAUGAUGUUCCGGACUCUUCCACCUCUUAGUUCAGGUCACCUUAAUGUGUCUCUACCUGCUUCUGGUCAGACUUUACCCUCACAACUAAACAAGAGAACCGCAAACGGCUUCCAGAGGAACGGCCUUCUCAGCCGCACCGGCAAGGUCACAGAAGAACAUGAAGUAGAAGGGAAGACUCCUGAUGAAAACUAUGAGGAUAAUGAAAGUGUGAAAGAUUUGGGUGAAACCUCUGAUUUAUUAAAUUUAACUCAUGUAAUGAAGAUGGAUCCUGGUGAGAAGACUAUUACUUUAUCUCCUGUUCAGAAGAAGAAGGUUAAAGCUGGGGGAAAACGCAGUAAGGAGGUGGAGCGACUUAUACAAGACUCUGCACCUGAUAAUGGGUGGGCGGGGCUUAGUUCAAGCAAGGCCCAGCCCACCGAGUUACUAAGAAGUGUCAGUGGCAAAUCACAGUUUGGGGAACAUCAGCGUCCUAGCGUUCCGUACCAAAGUUCCCAGAGCUGGGACAGUGAUAAAGGGAAUGCUAUGAAGGAAAGUAGUCUUAUAAGGCAUACAGUUAGGAAACAUAGAGCUAAAACAGAGAGCCAGCCAAAGUCUAAGUCUAAGCCUGAUUCGCAAAGGCAAUUAAUUGGGUUUAAGCCUAAAGCUAGAGCCCAGCCAGGUCAAGAGGAUGUGUGCAAGUCUGAGGUAAAAGAACAUUCAAGUAACAUAAAAGGCGAGAAGGAGUCAGAGAAAGAAGUUUAUGAAUCAGAAGAAAAAGCGAAUCAUUUUAGACAAGGGGAUUUAGACAAAUCAGGAUCCGAAAAAAGGUCCGUGAACAAAAGACAUGGACAAGCCAUUAAGGAAAGAAGGCAGGAGCUGCCUAGAGAGUUUUCUGCUCAAAUCACAGAGGUGAAACGCAUACCUGCGGAGUCUGAAAGCAAGGCAGUGAAAGUGAAAAGCAAGCCAAUAGUUGUGCAAAGCAAAUUACUGGACAGUACCACCGAGCAUGAUGUAAAAACCUGGGAUGGCUGCACUAGCAGUGAACAGUAUAAUCAAGCACAUGUACCAACCAAGAAGACCCAGUCUACCAAACCUGAGCACAACAUGGACUCACAAAAGAAAACUAAGGGGCUUGUGCUGGAUUUGAAAGCAGCAGCCAGUGCAACAGACGGCAUAAGUUCACAAUCGGAGCACACACUGCCUAGCUCUCUCAUGGAGGUGUCAUCACUAACAGAGGACUUGCCAAUUGAGAGUCCUGUGCGUCUUCUGAAAAAGGGAGCCUCCAGCCAGUUCCUGUCCCAAGCAGCAUCUAUCAACUCCUCACAAUCUAGUGGGCAGAGUCCAAACACCCUGGACAAAGAGACUCUUUCAAAUGCUGCCUCUAUCAGUGAGAAUCCAGAGAAGAAUGUAAGCAAAAGGACGGCGGUUACCAUUAAUGUAAUGCCUGUACUUGCAGCUUCAGAUGAGGAACCUAAGAAGAGCAUGUCUCGGUAUCAGCCUGAGGAGAGAGUUGAAGAUAAAGGAGGAGAGAGUGCGAGGGACGAGAUCGGUCAGUUAUCACAGGAAGAAGAAGAGGACAAUGAGAGUGGAGGACUGACAGACAGUGAGAGACUGGCGAAAGGAAGGGACAAGAGCAGCAGUGUGGAAUAUGGCAAAGAAGGAAGUAAAAGUGUUGGGCAGGUAACAAAUGAUGAUGGACAAGCACAAGAUGAGACAAAUUGGAGCAUGUCGAGUGAAGGAGAGGAGACCGAAGGAGAGGAGAAAGAGGAAAAAAGUAAAACCGAGUCAGAGCAAGGAAAGGAUUGUGAGACAGAGCCUGAGGAAGAAACAAGCAGCCAUGUUUUGGAGGAAAGAGUGGAUGAAGAACUAAGUGAGGCUCAGAAUGUGGAGCAAGAAGAGGAAGAAAGCAGAAUGAGCUAUGGGGAGGAAGAGAGCAGGAAAGAAUCGGGUAGAGAGAUAGAGAGCCGGGGCAGUGAGACCGAAGAGGAGGAAGGUGAGGAAGAGAGUAAAAGUUCUAAAUCUGAAAGUGUUAGUGCAGCUAAGGAGGAACAUGGUGAGGGGGACGAGAGUGAAGAGGAAGAAGAAGAGAAUAGUUCUGAAGAGGAGAAGGGGUUUAUAGGGAAAGAGAAAAAUGAGGGAGAGGAUGAAGAGGAAAGUGGAAAUGAAAGUGAGGCAGAGGGGGACACGGUAGAGGGUGGGAGUGAGAAAGACCAACAGGAGAGUGGGACAGAAGAGCAGGAAAGUGAAGAAGGAGAGAAAGAGAGUGAAAAAGAAGAGGAGAGUGAAACAGGAAAGGAAGAGCGUGAGGAAGAGAGUGAGGCGGAGAGUAAAGCAGGAAAGAAUGAGAUUGAGGAAGAGAGUGAAGUUGGAAAGGAGGAGAGUGAGGAAGAAGAGGAGGAGAGUGAAGUUGGUAAGGAAGAAGAGGAGGAGAGUGAAGUUGGUAAGGAAGAAGAGGAGGAGAGUGAAGUUGGAAAGGAAGAGAGUGAGGCGGAGGAGGAGGAAAGUGAGGCAGGAAAGGAAGAGAGUGAGGCAGAAGAGGAGGAGAGUGAGGCAGAUGAAGAGGAGAGUGAGGCAGGAAAGGAAGAGAGUGAGGCAGAAGAAGAGGAGAGUGAGGCAGAAGAAGAGGAGAGUGAGGCAGUAAAGGAAGAGAGUGAGGCAGUAAAGGAAGAGAGUGAGGAAGAAGAAGAGGAGAGUGAGGCAGGAAAGGAAGAGAGUGAGGAAGAAGAAGAGGAGAGUGAGGCAGUAAAGGAAGAGAGUGAGGAAGAAGAAGAGGAGAGUGAGGCAGGAAAGGAAGAGAGUGAGGCAGAAGAAGAGGAGAGUGAGGCAGGAAAGGAAGAGAGUGAGGCAGAAGAAGAGGAGAGUGAGGCAGGAAAGGAAGAGAGUGAGGCAGAAGAAGAGGAGAGUGAGGCAGAAGAAGAGGAGAGUGAGGCAGAAGAAGAGGAGAGUGAGGCAGGAAAGGAAGAGAGUGAGUCAGAAGAAGAGGAGAGUGAGGCAGGAAAGGAAGAGAGUGAGGAAGAAGAGGAGGGAAUGGAAAGAGAAACAGAAAAUGAAGGGGAGGAUAGUGAGGGAGAGGGAAAAGAGAGUGGUGAUGGAGAGGAAGAAAGUGGAGAAGAAGAAGAAGGAGGUGAGGAUAAUGAAGCAGAGAAAGAUGUAGAAGAAUCCGAGCAGGAGAAUGAAGAUAAAGAGAACGAAGCAGGGAAGUCAGAAGAAGAGAGUGAGGAGGAAAAAGAAGAGGAGGAAGGAGGUGAGCGAGCAGGAGAGCACGAGGACGAAGAAGAAGGAGACCAAGAGGAUAAAGAUGAGGAGGAAAACGAACAGGAAGCGGUAGAGGAAGAAGAAAAUAAGAAGAAACGAAAAGGAAAUGAAAAACAAUCUAAAUUCCAGCACAAGAGCUCGAAGAUUAAAAAACGCUCCGAGUCUCAGGAGCCUCGACAGUUCUGGGAUGAUGUCCUCCCUCAGUACCUCAACUUAAAAUAAAUCCUCCGCCUCACUCCUACCUGCUUCCACUCUCUCAGUCUGAUGAAUAUUCUCCACACCGUUUCAUUUUCCUCAGACAUGCCACUCAGAAGCGUUUGUGUGUGUUCAUACUGAGCUUCAUUUCAGCACUUUCUCAUGAUGGGAAUAUCUCUAACGCCUUACGGAUGAUUGUGUACAUCAUCUUCAGCUGCUGGUUACUCCAGUGUACUGUAUACUCAUUUCUCUGCUUCCUGAUUGGAGAGGACUUUACUUUAUUCAUGUAGUUAUUCAAAUUGUUACAUGUAAAUUAAACUACUAAUGUUCAGUUUUAUUAAUUAUUCGACAUCUUUUGAAUGUC